Molecule: messenger RNA, 1002 nt
Organism: Gloeophyllum trabeum ATCC 11539
Lineage: Eukaryota; Fungi; Basidiomycota; Agaricomycetes; Gloeophyllales; Gloeophyllaceae
Exons: 1
Coding region: 1-1002 (333 amino acids)
Source: RefSeq, a predicted model, not a curated record
AUGUCCACCUCCCGCCCGUCGAGCAAGCUGUCGCACCCGUCCUCCGCGUCCACCCCGUCCGGCGACGGCUUCCUCCGCAACAGCGGCGCCGCCCACCCGCAGCGCACGCUCGCCGACGUCCGCGAGCAGGUCGCCCAGAGCAUCGCCGCCCGCGCCCUCCGCAAGGCCCUCUCCGUCGACGGCACCCGCGUCGCCGCCAUCCUCACCCUCUCCAAGCACGACGACGAGCGCUUCCUCCGCGCCGUCGCAGCCCACCUCAAGCGCUCCUUCAUGCUCCGCACCGACUACCUCUUCGCCGUCGCCACCACGCGCUCCGCCCCGCAGGCCAGCAACGCAGCAGCAGUCAUCAUCUGCGGCUCCGUCCCGCGCAUGGUCCGCCGCGCCGCCAUGCUCGCCGGCUCCAAGUUCCUCAACAGGGUCGUCGAGGUGUACAACGAGGGCUCGCGCUGGAUCGGCGUCGUCGACGACCUCGGCGCCACGCCCUACGACGAGGCCGCGCUCUGGGACAUCCUCAAAAAGUCCGCGCAGCGGCUCGUCGACCCCGCGCUCCCCCCGCCCGGCUCGCGCUCCGCGGACCUCAUGCUCUCCGACGCGCGCGCCCGCAUCGAGCGCGUAAACCCCUCGCGCGCCUGCGAGGAGCUCAGCGAGCCCGCGCCCUUCAUGCCCGUCAUCCUCGUCGACAUCCGCUCCGAGCGGCAAAGAAGCAAGUACGGCGGCAUCAGCGGCUCGCUCUGUGUCGAGCGCGGCGCGCUCGAGUUCCUCUUUGAUCCACGCUCGCCCCAGAGACUCGAUGUCGCUACCAGGUAUGACAUCAGGAUCAUCCUGUUCGACCAGGAGGGCGACGCGUCCUCGCUCGCUGCUGCCUCUUUGCAAGACAUCGGCCUCCUCAACGCAACAGAUAUCAUUGGAGGCUUUAGGGCAUGGGUCAAGGAAGGUCUGCCGAUGGCAGUCCGACCGCAUACCCUCACAGCAUGGGAGGACGAGGAGGACGAGGAGUCAUGA